Messenger RNA from Cuscuta epithymum, 1179 nucleotides. NCBI's taxonomy places the organism in Eukaryota, Viridiplantae, Streptophyta, Magnoliopsida, Solanales, Convolvulaceae. The record is from the annotation of a GenBank genome assembly.
UACCAAAAUGCCGCUAGCACAAAUUCCGUCAAUUAGCCUGCUUCGUCGGUUCUCCCGCAAACACCGUCAAAUUCUCCGUGCUUCCAUAUCCUGUACUUCAUCUCCCUUUGCUGCCUCAACUCCCGACCAUAAGAGCGUCCAAGCUUUUCGUAAUCGCCGUCCGGUAACUCGCAGUUCUUCCCUAUCCAUUCAGGGUUUGGGUGAAUCUUGAAGUCCUUGAUCAAGAGCAAGCAAGGAUGACCACUAUUCGAAGAUUUUGCUGCAACGAUCUUCUCCGAUUCACACCUGUUAAUCUAGAUCAUCUCACCGAAACUUUCAAUAUGUCGUUCUAUAUGACUUACUUGGCUAGGUGGCCUGACUAUUUUCAUGUGGCCGAAGCUCCGGGCAACCAAAUCAUGGGUUACAUUAUGGGAAAAGUUGAAGGGCAAGGUGAAUCUUGGCACGGUCAUGUUACUGCUGUUACCGUAUCCUCUGAAUAUAGAAGGCAACAGUUGGCCAAGAAACUGAUGAAUUUACUGGAAGACGUCAGUGAUAAGAUUUACAAGGCUUACUUUGUUGAUCUCUUUGUGAGAGCAUCAAACGUGCCAGCCAUAAAGAUGUACGAGAAGCUUGGCUACAUAAUAUACAGGAGAGUGCUACGGUAUUACUCUGGAGAAGAGGACGGGUUAGAUAUGAGGAAAGCUCUAUCACGAGAUGUGGAGAAGAAGUCCAUCAUUCCCCUUAAACGGCCGAUUACACCAGAUGAACUGGAGUAUGACUAAUGACAAAUCCGUCUUGUUCUUUAUUUGGCUUUUCUUGAUUAUGUAUGACUGACACAUAGCUGGGAAUAAAUCAAGUUUUGAACGUGGGUGUAUUUUCUUUUAGUGGCUUUGUGGUUUUGUUCGUACUGUCCAGAUGUCUUCGGAUCAUCCUCCAUCUUUAUGAAAUGAGUUCUUACAGUGGUGUUUUUGGUUCAUUAAGCAGUGUUUGAAAGUACGUGAGGGCAUUCAUCAUGCAGAAUUAGGGGGUUUUGGUCCCCUUAACAGAAGAAUAUAAUUGCACAGCCCAACAAGUUUUGUAUCCACAAAUUGUGUGUCUUGUUGUAUACUUGUCUAAAUUCUAGAGUCUACACAAACAAAAGUCAAAUGGUACUUCAUACGGAGUAUAUUUUAGCUUCUCUUUGGCCGAUUAAAUGUUUUU